AUGGUGCGAGUGAAGAACAAUAGGCCGAGUGCUAGAAGAGUAGCGAGUGGUGGGUCCGCCUGUAGUGACACUCAAUCUUUCUCUGACAGCGGAAAGUCAGACAACAGCGGAGGCAAUGGUUCGGACACUAAGUUUGCAUCCGAUUCAAUAUCUAACGGUUCGCGUCGAGACUCUUCAGGAGGCAGUUCUGUGACAGUGAAGGGAAGCAUUUGGACACAACGUGUUGAGGACACGAGUGAAUUGGAUGUCUUGCGUCGAGAACUCGUCAAAUCCAAGCAAACAAUCUUUGAAUUACAAGAAAAGGAGAGAAAAAUGAAGGACAGACUCGCGGAACAAACACAACGAAUGCUCGAAAGGGGCGUUCGCUUUGAGAAUGUAUGUCUUGGAGACCGCAGACCAACAGCUCUUAUCAGACGAUACGGAAACCUUUACGCACAGGCACGAGUGGACACAUUGGAUGCGUUGGACAGUCUUCAGGCGCUUAGAGACGCCGAUGAACUCAAAUCGAAACUCCUUUUCUCUGUAGUUGUCUUGGCGUUUCGUUCGGUUCAGCACUUGUUAGUAGACAUAAAGAGUCGAUUGAAUCAAUUGCUUCAGAUUCCCGACUCAUUAGAGGUGCCAACUAUUGAUCCGUCUGUUAAAGAGCUCGACUCAAGCGUUAACUCCUAUCUCAGGUCAACCACUGAUCGAUUCGAUGUCAAUAAAAACGUUGAGUCGUGCGAUGUGUUGGUAACAUAUGUGGGCGACUGUGUGAAACUGGCCUGGGCACUCUCCAUACAGAACCCACCCUUCGUUAUUGAAUACGAGACCCGAACCUUCAGGAAAGAUAUGCACAUUAAGUUCCACUCUUCAAACCAGGACUCGGAUGUAAUUAAGACUUAUCUAUGGCCAGCACUUCUGGAGGAAGCGACUAACGGCCCCUGUGUUCAUAAGGGAGUUGUCAUUACUUGAUAACAACACAAAAAUUGAUUUAUAAAUUAUUCAUUCAAUAAAUUAAAGGAUUGGGAAUCAUAUUUAUUACAUCAUUAAUUUA
This is a messenger RNA of Medioppia subpectinata, 1033 nucleotides long. The record is from the annotation of a GenBank genome assembly. NCBI's taxonomy places the organism in Eukaryota, Metazoa, Arthropoda, Arachnida, Sarcoptiformes, Oppiidae.